GUACAGACGCCCUCCAUGCAUGUCGCACUGAACGGGAUGACAUUGCCCGUUCCUGUCGGAACACAGGCGUUGGUUGGUGGUGAGCGAAUCGCGAUGCCGCCGCAACCAGCCAGCCUGACUCGGCAUUUGCCACCGCCGGAUGUCGUCAAUGCUCAGAAGGAGCAGAACUACAAGGAAGUCGAUGAGCAGCUGCAGCAAGCGCAGAUUUUGCUGGAGGAGCAGACCAAGAGGGAGAAGGAGUUUCUGAGGGCACAAGCUGCGCAGGCCAAAGAGGUCUUGGCGGGACGAUGGGAUCAGCAUUUGCGCGCCCAGGAGAUUGCUGCAGAGCAGGACUUCCAGAAGUCCCUCGCACAGCUUCACGAGUCAGCGCGCCUCAUGCGGCUCAAGCUGGAAGAGCAGGCAUCCCAGCUCAUCAUCGAGUAUCAAACGAGACGAACGCAGGAGGAGAUAAACCGUCAUAAGCACGAGGUGGAACUGCAUCACUGGGAGGUGCCUUUUCCGCCGCUAGCAUUGGACUAA
Messenger RNA from Symbiodinium pilosum, 519 nucleotides. NCBI's taxonomy places the organism in Eukaryota, Dinophyceae, Suessiales, Symbiodiniaceae. The record is from the annotation of a GenBank genome assembly.